AUGAAGUUCACCCCCACCGCCGCCCUCCUCUCGCUCCUCACGCUCCUCCCCCUCCUGACCCACGCCCUCAGCGACCUCGACGACAACGACAUCCCGCAGCAAUGCCGCUCGGUAUGCUCGUCCAUCGUGACGCUGACGACGCAAUGCGACGCGCAGCACGACAACGACAGCAGCGACAACGACGACAACGACCGCGCCCAGCUGGACUGCGUGUGCAAGGCUGAGAAUGCCGCGGCUGAUAUCCCGAGCUGCGAGGCUUGUGUUAGUCGGUUUGAUGAUGAUGGGAGCGAUAAUGGUGGGGUUUUUGCUUUUGUUUUGUGCUUUGGCUUGCCUUUCGUCCUUGAUUCUCCUUCUCUUCCUUCUUCGUCUUCUUCUUCUUCUUCUUGGACUGCGCCACGCUAACACCCAAAAUAACAGACGUCAACGACAUCCUCCGC
This is a messenger RNA of Aplosporella prunicola CBS 121167, 437 nucleotides long. RefSeq lists its product as uncharacterized. The transcript has a single exon. NCBI's taxonomy places the organism in Eukaryota, Fungi, Ascomycota, Dothideomycetes, Botryosphaeriales, Aplosporellaceae. The coding region runs from base 1 to 402 and encodes 133 amino acids. The record is from RefSeq and is a predicted model, not a curated record.